AUGGCGUCUAAGGAACUGACUAAAAGGCAAGAAUCAAAAGCAAGCAAUGACAAAGAUGUCGAUCAGAAGAAAACCAAAGUAGAGGAAUCGGAGCCAAAGGAAGAGGUCUACACCACGGAUAGGAAAUCAGAGUCGGGAAAAUCAUACAACUUGAAAAUCUCAGCAUGGAACAUUGGAGGAAUGAAAGCAUGGAUCAAGAAAGGAGGGAUCGAUUACAUCACCAAGGAAUCCCCUGAUAUCUUCCUUGCCCAAGAGACCAAAGUCGAUGCAACGAAGCCCCCUCCCGAGGCAGCUCUGGACGACUACCACAUCACCUACAACGCUGCGGAAAAGAAGGGGUAUUCGGGUGUGGCCCUGUUCUCCAAGAAGAAGCCCAUCAGUGUCACCAAAGGCAUGGGUAUUGAAGAGCACGAUAAAGAAGGGCGUAUGAUCACGGCAGAGUAUGACUCAUUCUAUUUUGUAGGAGUCUAUGUUCCCAACUCUAGCAGAGGCCUUGUCAGGUUAGAUUACAGACAAGAGUGGGACAAAGAUUUCAUGGCCUAUCUCAAAAAGCUCGACGCCAAGAAACCUGUCAUAUGCUGUGGUGACAUGAAUGUUGCCCAUGAGGAGAUAGAUCUGAAGAAUCCGAAGAGCAACCGCAACAAGACGCCUGGCUUCACUGACCAAGAGAGGGAGGGCUUCACUGCGCUCCUUGACACAGGCUUUGUGGAUUCCUUCCGUCACCUGUACCCUGAGCAGGCAGAUGCUUAUUCGUUCUGGACCUACAUGGGAAACUGCAGAGCAAAGAAUGUUGGCUGGAGGCUAGAUUACGGUGUGAUUUCCAAGUCGCUCGUGCCAAAGCUGUGCGAUAACCAGAUGAGAACGCAGACGUUCGGUAGUGACCACUGCCCCAUGGUGGUCUACAUGGCCAUGUGACCUUCCAUGACCCCUUGUAUGACCCUCCAUCAUCAAUCUUAAUACUGAGCCUAUCCUUUGCAAAACCAAAUUUUUAUGAUAGAAUACUAAUGUUUGUAAGUGACCACUACAAUAAAGUGGUUUGUGUGGCCACACAAUAACAAGAACUUUCGAUGACCCCUCUGCCCGAUGACCCUCCAGCAACUUGUCAUCAAUCUUUUACUGAGCCUAUCCUUGCAGAACCAAUUUUUUUAUGAUAGACAGAAUACUAAUGUUUGUAUUAAGUGACCACUACAUGUCUGUGUGGCCAUAUACAGUAAUAACAACAGCAAGAACUAUCAAGCAGGGUUCCCCGUUUCAAUGACCCCUCCGUCCUUUAAGCAACCUGCCAUUGACCUUUCACUGAUAGACAAAUGACAAUGCUGCCAUUCAGGGGUCUUCGUAACGGUUUUGAAAGUGGGUGGGUGGCUGACCAUGCACCCCCCCCCAGUUCCGUGGCCCCUGUGUGUAUCCAUGAUGCAAUCAUGCAUGACAAUCUUCGAUGACCCUAUCGGUGACCUGUCAGCAACCUUUCAAUGAGCUUUCUAUCUUGGCAUCCAGUGAUUAACAGACAGAACACAAACGUUUGGAAGUGACUAAACGGCUAUUUCUCCCGGACUACUUCCCUCUACGGAAGAGCCAAAAGUGCUUGAAAUUUUCUGUUUUGCUUCAUUUCAUUGUCAUCUUUUGCCAACAAAAUGACUUAAUCAGUAAUCUAGAAUGACGUAGAGGAAAUACAUAUUCUAAAGCAAUAGAUUCCUCUACUCUACAUUGAAAUAAGAUCCCAUUACAUUAAUUACAUAUCCAGCCAUUUUAGCUAUUCAGACACCAUUUCUGAUGCGACCGGGUGGGUGUUUCAUAAAGCUGCUCGUAAGUUAAGAGCGACUUUAAGAACGGCUGGUGAACCUUUCUUACGCGCGUAACCAUCGCCAAUGAAUAUACCAUUUACCACUAUAAAGGAUCACCAGUCGUUCUUAAAGUCGCUCUUAACUUACGAACAGCUUUAUGAAACGGCCCCCAGGUAAAUUAGCUCACACUGUAUUGCCAUAAGUUUUGUUAAACAUUUGUUAUUUCCCCCAGUGUUUACAUGAUUUCACAAUCCCUUUUAUCAUGUCUGAAAAUAUUUGUUCACUAUGAUUCAUAAUAAUGUUUACCAUAUGAUCAAAAAGUACCUUUUUCAUCAGUAUUUCCACAUGAGGUUUUGAUGUGAUUUUGAACCAUAAGCAUCACAGAAUUAGUGUCUGUGAUGUGAGAAUGCAUGUCAUUUUAUAAGGAUCACUAGCUGUGGAGACUAUUCAGAAUAAAAGCAAUAAAUCAUCAUCAUUAAUCAGUAGUUAUGAAUCUCUUUUGAUCAAUAGUUUAUUAUGUACUGUUGAUUGAAUGGUGCUGGCCAUUAGUAUAUGUACAUACAUGUGUAUACAUGAGUAGUUUAGAUGUUUCAAACAUUAGAGUAGCUGUAUGUAUUUAGCUGUUGUGCCAAAGGUAAACAUGUAGCCCUACCAUGAAGUUUCACUGUCGUGAUAUUCUAAUAUCAUAUCUUGCAUCCCUAUCCGCUGUCUCUGUGACUGCUAUUUUCAUCAAUUUUUAGGAUUGUUUGAAAUACUACUGCAUGAGAAAACAGAAAAUAUGUUGGAAGAAGUAACUUUUACAUAUUUUUUUGCUUAUCUAUCUUCAAGAAGAUUUGGGGAUUGUUUUAAACUAAAAUUAUGAUUAAUAAUUCAUUAAAGCUUCAUGAAUGUUGAUGCUUCCAUGUAGAAGCAGUAUUAGACAAUAGGAAUGUAGAUACAAUGUUUGUUGUUGUUUUUGUUGUAAUGUACAUCUUUGACUUCAAAAGUCGUAAAUAAGUUCUUGCUGGUGCUCACGUUGUGGUUCUUAGAGACAUGAAGCAAUCAUGUACAUGUAUGAUUAUCUAUUUGUGUGUCUAUGUGUAGACUAAUCUUUUAUAGAUUGAACUGCAUCUUUCUAUAUAAAGAAAAGGGGAGGUACAUAACAGCUUGCCGACGUCAGGCUUUGUUAGUGUUACAAUAUGCAAUCAGUAUCGAUAAAACCACCUUGUUGUAAAUAAGUUUAAUACUUGUCUCCAGUAUGUCAUCAUUCAGCCUACACAAUAGUGAUAGUUAGGAGCAUUAAAAUCAUUGUAGUAUAGCUGCCCUUAGGGGCUCAGCCUAUUUAAGUGUACAUCAAAUUAAAUCAAAGAGAUGUGCAUAUACAGUGUAAUCAGUUUAGAAGAAAGUGAAUUUCUGUUCCACUAAAUCUUGUUUCCGAGGUCUGAUAGUAUACACAGGAAAAAAUGUGCAAAAAUGCACAGAUUUAUUCACAAAGCAGUCUUUGAUAAAUUGAUGCUUUAUGGGGGGAAGUGUAGAAAAUGGUUAUGGAAUGCUUUUUGAGUAGCUGAAGAGAUACCAGUUGUGAAGACCAUUAUGGAAUGCUGGACCUAUUUGGAUUUAUGAAUCCAUCAUGCAACAUGUAUGAGAAAGAAGCUUGAAAGAUGCUCAAGUUAUUGUACUUUUGUGAUGUUUUUUUAUUUUACAGUAUGUACAUUGUGAUUUCGCUUUGAUAACCACGGAAUAAAGACAAUUCUUUUGUA
Lytechinus pictus (painted urchin) is the source of this 3520-nucleotide messenger RNA. RefSeq names its product exodeoxyribonuclease-like. NCBI's taxonomy places the organism in Eukaryota, Metazoa, Echinodermata, Echinoidea, Temnopleuroida, Toxopneustidae. The transcript is spliced from 10 exons. Gene Ontology annotation, molecular function: double-stranded DNA 3'-5' DNA exonuclease activity; endonuclease activity; phosphoric diester hydrolase activity. Gene Ontology annotation, cellular component: nucleus. Gene Ontology annotation, biological process: base-excision repair. Bases 1 to 915 code for a protein of 304 amino acids. The record is from RefSeq and is a predicted model, not a curated record.